This is a messenger RNA of Seriola dumerili (greater amberjack), 693 nucleotides long. It is a transcript of the gene syngr3a, whose product is annotated as synaptogyrin 3. The coding region runs from base 1 to 693 and encodes 230 amino acids. The record is from RefSeq and is a predicted model, not a curated record. Lineage: Eukaryota; Metazoa; Chordata; Actinopteri; Carangiformes; Carangidae. Gene Ontology annotation, cellular component: synaptic vesicle membrane; neuromuscular junction. The transcript has 4 exons.
AUGGACGGAGUGGGAUCGUUCGGAGCGGGCCGGACCGGGUCCACCAUGGACCCGAUCACCUUCGCCAAACAGCCGCAGACCAUCCUCAGAGUGCUGUCCUGGAUAUUUUCCCUGGUGGUCUUCGCCUCCAUCGUGAACGAGGGUUACGUCAACAUCGGCAGCGAGCGUCUCCACUGCGUCUUCAAUAAGAACGCAGACGCCUGUAACUACGGCGUGUUCGUGGGCCUGGUGGGCCUGCUGGCGUGCUCCUUCUUCUUCCUGCUCGACUACAAGUUCUCCUCCAUCAGCUCCGUCAAGGACAGGAAGAAGGCUGUGAUGCUGGAGAUCGGCUUCUCAGGUUUCUGGACCUUCCUGUACUUUGUAAGUUUCUGUUUCCUGGCCAAUCAGUGGUCACGGACCACGCCUGAUGAGCUGCCACUCAACCAGGGGGCAGAUGCAGCUCGGGCAGCGAUCGCCUUCUCUUUCUUCUCCAUAAUCACCUGGGCUGGUCUAACGGUGCGUGCGGUCCAGAAGUAUCUGCUGGGCACAGACAUGACCCUGUUCACCACGGAGCACAUGGACGGCGGCGCGCCCACCCAGCCGUACCCGUCCAAUUCACCGGAAGGUGGCAACACUGAGACCACAGAGACCUACCAGAGCCCACCAUUCACUGAGAACAACGCAGCACCCACAUAUCAGGUUCCCAUUUACUAG